AUGUCGUCGUAUGAUGAAGCACCCGUGCCGGCACUCAGCGAGGAGGAAUUGGCAGAGCUGCAAAAGGCCAGCGCGUCGUUUGAGCCGGAAGUGAAGGGCCCGCUAGUCAGCCAUCGCCAAUCUACCACUGCCAUCACCACGGAAUAUGCAUCUGCAGAUCCAGUCUAUCAAGCAAAGACUGCUCUUCUGCCUCAAAAGUUCUCGCACUAUCGAACGGUCCGUGGAGAUGGAGCAUGCGGAUGGAGAGCGGUGGCAUUCGGCUACUUCGAGACUCUCAUCCACCAUGGCGACAGUAACCGAUUCGCCGUCGAGCAAGCACGUCUCACCUCCAUGAACAACAUCAUGGUCCAGGCCGGAUACAAUCCUAUGCUGUUCGAGGACUUCUUCGAUGAGACCAUUGACUUGCUUCGCCAAAUCGGAGACGCAGUGAGCAAAGGCCUCGAUGCGAGCGAGAUCUUGAUUGAGAAAUUCAAUGAUGCUCAUUUGCAGAUGUACAUCAUCACUCAUCUGAGGACUCUCACCGCAGCAUGGAUGAAGACUCGCGAGGACGAAUAUGCUCCGUGGCUCAUAGGGAACACUGUGACGCAAUACUGCGACUCGCAAGUUCUGCCAACCUACGCCGAGAUUGAUAACAUCGGCUUGAGCGCUCUCAAGGACGUGCUUCUGUCCCCAGCGGACAUCAGUCUGGAGGUCAUGUACCUGGACCGUAGCGAAGGUAGCGAAGUCACCAUGCAUCGGUUCGACCCCGCAAAUGGUGCCUUGCCCAUCGGCAGUGUGAGACUGCUUUACAGGCCCGGCCAUUACGAUAUCCUCUACAAACCAGAAGAUCUCCCACCACCCUCACCUCAACAACAGCCGAUCGCAACAUACCUGCAAUACGGCAGUCAAACUCAUCAAGAGCCGGUGUACGAUCUCGGCGUUCCCGACUUCCUCACCAUGAUCCCGGGCAUCUCUUACGCCAACACCUCGCAUUGGGGCGGUAUGCCGCCAGGCUACGGAGGACCAUUUCGACCGAGUUUCUGGCAGUUCGAGCCGGAAUUCAUGCAAGCUUCGUCGUGUGUGCCGUAUCAGACGGCGAUCUUUCGGAAGUGA
This is a messenger RNA of Zymoseptoria tritici IPO323, 1092 nucleotides long. RefSeq lists its product as uncharacterized. The coding region runs from base 1 to 1092 and encodes 363 amino acids. The transcript is spliced from 7 exons. Lineage: Eukaryota; Fungi; Ascomycota; Dothideomycetes; Mycosphaerellales; Mycosphaerellaceae. The record is from RefSeq and is a predicted model, not a curated record. Gene Ontology annotation, biological process: protein K48-linked deubiquitination. Gene Ontology annotation, molecular function: ubiquitin binding; cysteine-type deubiquitinase activity. Gene Ontology annotation, cellular component: nucleus.